This is a messenger RNA of Cyanistes caeruleus (blue tit), 3688 nucleotides long. Lineage: Eukaryota; Metazoa; Chordata; Aves; Passeriformes; Paridae. The record is from RefSeq and is a predicted model, not a curated record.
CCUGGAGCAGGGCGGGCGGCCUCAGCCAGCCCGGGAUAAGCCGAGCAGGAGAUCCCUGGAGCUGCUGCGCCGAUGGUCGCGCUUUGCUCCGACGCCUCGCUUUUGGGGCUGGGAGGUGACUCCGACCGAGGUCGCCGAGCCUGGCGCGGCGCCCCGCAGCCCCCGGCAGCCGCAGCCCCUUCCCAGGGAAUGCUGCCGGGAACACGUGGCAAUUUAAAUGAAGAGUUUGGAGAAGCAUUUCCUGCCGUACCCGCGGAGGGAUGCCAGCCUGUCGCAGAAACACGGCUGUCGGGAUAAUCGCAGUGCUGUCAGCACAUCCUGACGCGGCUAACUCAGCUCUCCCACUCUGACUAGCUAUGUCCAGUGAAGGAAUGCAUGUGCUGUCAUCGUUUCUUUCGUGAUCGAAAGUAACACACUUGAUAGGAGAGGCGUGGUGUACCUUGCAGUUAAUAGGAGCAUUUAAGAAAAUAUGGGCAAAGAUAACUAGAGCUGAAGUCUGUUGUGAAUGAUAAAGCUCCACAGGUCGAUUGAGUGUUCAAGAUGUGGACAGAAUGGCUGGGAAAAGGGAGACAUUUAGCUGUUUGUCAUGGCAGAAUGUGGUAGGAAAAACAUUUGCAAUUAGUUCUGCAGUUAUAUGUGUGUUAUUUUCAUCCUUAUUUAUAUGAAUGCAUGCACAGAAAAGAGCCUAAUUUUGCUAUUAUAUCUACCUUCCGUAGAAACUGAAAUUUUUCAUCACAGAAAGUGAGACACAAGGGAGUCUCCUCAAAGUAGUGCAUAUGGUUUUACACAAGGCUAUAUAUAUAUGUAUAUAUGUUUGUAAGUCUUCUAUUUUGACAGAAGGGAAAAUAAUAAAUUUAAACAGAUAGAAAGAUCAUUGAAAUUAUAGAAAAGCAUAGAAAUUAUAGAAAAGGAUCCUGGAAGACUAGGAAGACUUUCUUUCAGGAUGUAGUAAAAUACUACUUCUGCAUUGGGUGAAUAUACUGGUGGGGCAAAAAACUUCCUGAGAGAGCUUGUGAGACAGAACACUGGAGCAAGGUAACGUUGUAAGAGAAUGGUUUGUGAAAAACCAGUGAUGCAAAGAAGUCAUAAAGAAAAUACUUUCUCAUAAGUGGAGUCUAUUCAAUCCUGUUUUAUCUUUAAAUUGUAUCUGUUACAAUAUUUUCCUCUUUGUUUUAAAAUAAAAAAAUUAUAGAUUUUUAAGAGUUACUGCACAUCACAAAUAAUGGAAAAAAAAUUUGUAGCUUUUGUACAAACACAUAUAACUUACCUCCCGAGAUUUUAAUGUUUUAUGUAUUUCUAGAGCCAGGAUUCUUUCAGGGACUCAUCCCAUCUUAGAGCUAGACAAGAAAAGACCUGCCUGGUAAUUUGAGUGGAAAUUCGUAAGGAGGGAGGAGGAAAGAGAAGGGAAGAAGAGAAGCAGGCACUGCAAGAAGCAUUGUGGAUGACUCAAUACAUGGCACGCUUCUGAGUCAGUCUGGUGAAGAAAGGCACAGCAGCCAGAAGUGUCAUCUUGGACUCUUGGAGUAAAUGGUGAUCAGCUCAGUGACCACCAGUGAUCAGGAUGGGCUUCUCCUGCUCAUACUUCAGCUGGAAUGGUUGCAUUUGUCCUCUCACUGAGCUGUGAAACACUCUGGGAAAUGUGACAGCAAAAGCACUGUUUUCAUAUAACAUUGCAACAGCAUUUCUGUCUUUAAUUAUUGCAAAGAAAUGUGAAGCCUAUGAUGUGAUGUUGAGGCAAAGCCUUGUGCCUGAUGGGCAGCCUCUUGCUAUUAAAUGUUCACUGGAAAAGAGCUUGAAAAGUGGAGACUACAACUUAACAUGGUACAAAGUUGGAAACCAGACACCUGUGCCUAGAGACAAACUGUCUAGAGUUCAUCAGCAGAAAAAUUUAAUUUGGUUUCUUCCUGCAAUGUUAGAAGAUUCUGGAGAUUAUGAAUGUGUCAUAAGGAAUUUGACAAGCUGCAAGAAAAUGUGCACAAAAGUAACAGUUUUUGAAAGGAUUGAUGGUUUAUGCUUAAAUGAAAAAUUUGCUGUAGAGGAGGUGAUAUUCACAUCAUAUUCUGCAAAGGUCGUGUGUCCCCACUUGGAUUAUUUCAGGAAUGAGAAGAAUAUUCAGCCUGUUCGUUGGUAUAAGGACUGCAAGCUGCUGGAGGGAAAAAGGUUUGCCCUUUCAAACAGUGACCUUAUAAUUUUCAAUGUGACUGUACAUGAUCGAGGAAACUACACGUGUGAAACAACAUAUACCUACAAUGGGAAACAAUAUAACAUUUCACGAGAUAUCAGUCUGGUUGUAGAAGUGACCGCACCAAAAAAGCCUCCAGAAAUAACUUACCCAAGAAACAACUCCAUUGAAGUGGAACUUGGCUCACAGGUUACUGUGGAUUGCAAUACAACAGGUGCUGAUGGGUAUGAGGUGUUCUGGACAGGCAACGGUGUGUAUAUUGAUGUAUUUUAUAUGAGCAGAAUUUUUGCAAGUCCCUAUGAGGAAGAAACUUCUUACGAUGGGCGCCCUAUACAUUCUGUGAAGCUGAUAAUUUCAGAAGUGAGCAGUGAAGAUUAUGAACAGCCUUUUGUCUGUCAAGCUUCAAAUGCCUUUGGGCAAGUUGCAUCCUAUAUUAUAUUAAAACACAGAGUUCCUGACAUACGAAGAUGGCUGACUGGAGGGCUCAUCUCUUUGUUAAUUUUGACAUUUAUUGCUUUAAUAAUCUACAAGAUUUUCAAGAUUGACUUGGUGCUUUGGUACCGUAAUUCUGUCUGUGCCCUUACAAGUAAGGAAGAUGGGAAAAUCUAUGAUGCAUAUGUCCUGUACACAAAAGGCAGUGAAAGCAGAAGUAUCUGUUGUCUGGAAACCUUUGUUCGUAGGAUACUCCCAGAUGUUUUAGAAAAACAAUGUGGAUAUAACCUUUUCAUAUUAGGAAGGGAUGAUUUACCAGGAGAAGCUGUGGUCAGUGUUGCUGAUGAAACCCUUAAGCAAAGCAGAAGACUGAUGAUUAUUUUGGGAUCAGAAACAUCUAGGUGCUGCCUGUUAGAAGACUCCUCUGAGCAACAACUAGCUAUGUAUAAUGCUCUCAUCCGUGAUGGGAUUCAAGUGAUUCUUAUAGAAAUGGGUGAGAUACAGGAUUACUCAAGCAUGCCAGAAUCAAUCAGAUACAUUAAGCAAAAACAUGGAGCCAUUCCAUGGAAAGGGGACUUCUCAGAGAAAUCAUGUUCAGCAAAUACAAGGUUCUGGAAAAAUGUGCGCUAUCAAAUGCCAUCCAGGAAAAAGGUAUCUUAUUCUCAAGUGCAUCUGUUGCCCCUAACUUGGAACAGUUCUGCAGCAAAGGGAAGUUAAGAAGCACUUAUUUAAAUAAUACUAAGAGGGUAAUUCUGAGUUGGAAUGGUUUUUGCAUAGUCUUUAUACUACAAAGUAGAUGUUUUCUUUGAGGAAACUGCUCAUCCCUUCCAUAAAUUACACCCUAAAAAAACAAAACCAACUCUGUGCAGUUUUAUUUCUGUUACAAGUUUUGGAUAGUGACACAAUUUGUUGUGUUAGUCUCCACCAAAUAUUAAAAAUAAACAUGGUGAUGGUGAUAGGCUAUUAAGUAGCUGUGGUCUACAUAAAUAUUGUAUGAAGAAAUAGCUGUGAAGUCCAUUCUUAAAAAAUCAAAACUGCAGUUGAAAAAUUAAAAGUCUAUUUCUAUCAUCAGCA